ACAAGAACACAGUUGUUGAGCAGCUUCGAUAGACAGCGCAUCCAAGUUGCGGAAUAUGGUUGUCAUAAUGCACGUGAAUGAUGCUGGACAAGGUUGGACAUGGUUAUUGCUGGUCAUUUGCCUGACAACCACCGUGGGCACCACUGUGCCGGUGGGUUACUUUUUUGGUGUGCUCAAUGCACCCUCUGAGAUAAUCAAGAGCUGGUGCCACACAAUCUUGUGGAGUGAAUACGACACCAACACCAGCUGGAAUCAGGUGAAACUGUUGUGGACUUGCAUUGUGUCCAUCUAUCUGAUUGGCGGCAUCAUUGGCUCCUGCUUUAGCGCCUGGUGUACCAACAAAUAUGGACGCAAGGGUUGCCUCAUUAUUAGUAGCGUCAUGCUCCUGAUUUGUGGUUUACUCUUCACCUGGUGUCGUGCUGCUAAAUCCCUGGAGAUGCUUAUGUCGGCACGUUUCUUUGGGGGCAUUGCCUCCGCCUUCAUUGUGACCGCACAUCCCAUGUAUUUGCUGGAACUGGCACCUGUCUCGCUUAGUGGCAGCGUUGGCGUCUUCACCUGCAUUGGCAUCACAGGUGGCAUACUCCUCUCACAGAUUGUGAGCAUGCCACAGGUGUUGGGGAGUGAGGAGCAUUGGCCCUACGCCUUGAGCUUCUAUGCUCUGUUGGUGUUGAUCUGUCUGUUGCCUCUGUUGUCCUUCCCAGAGAGUCCUCGCUGGUUGUAUCUGGUGAAAGCCGAUGUGGAUAAGAGUGCGACGGCCUUGCAACGUUUGCGUGGCAAGCAAAGCAACGUGCAACAGGAACUCAGCGAUUUGGGAGCAACUUUACAGGGGAAAAGCAAGGCAAGCGGCAUGUGGCAAGUGCUGCGGGAUAAGGAACUGUUUCUGCCCCUGCUGCUGGUCUGUGCCUUCCAAGCCACACAACAGCUCAGUGGCGUAAAUGCGAUCUUCUUUUACUCGCUAACCAUUCUCACCGAGGCGGGCUUCACGUCCGCCGCUGCCACCUGGUUGAACAUGGCCAUUGGUGGCUUUAAUCUGCUUACCUCGCUGCUGGGUCCGCUCCUGCUGCGUAAAUUCGCCCGUCGUCCUUUAAUGAUUAACUCCUGUGGACUGUGUGCUCUCUCCCUGGCGGGCAUGUCCUUCUCCUUAUACUUUAUGCUCAUCACGCAGAGCACUGGAUUGAAAUAUGUCAGCAUCAUGUUCAUCUUGACAUUUAUACUGGGCUUCCAAAUUGGUCUUGGACCCAUUGCUUACUUCAUUGGCUCGGAGCUGCUGGAGGAUGCACCGCGUCCUGUGGCCAUGUCCAUGGGCAGCCUGUUCUCCUGGACCGGCAACUUCCUCAUUGGCAUGUGCUUUCCGUUGCUGCAGCAAGUGUGGAGCUCCUUUGCCUUCAUGCCCUGCAUGUGCGUCUGCAUCCUUUGCCUGAUCCUGACCUGGCGUUAUCUGCCGGAAACACGUGGACGUGAACCGAAGGAUGUUAAGCCGUUGAUGAGCCAAGGAUUCCGCUCGAAGAUCAAUUAAACGAACUACAUACAUUUUUAUGAUCAUACAAAAAUAAAACUGACUAUUAAAUACCCUGUAA
Messenger RNA from Drosophila innubila, 1577 nucleotides. It is a transcript of the gene sut2, whose product is annotated as solute carrier family 2, facilitated glucose transporter member 3. NCBI's taxonomy places the organism in Eukaryota, Metazoa, Arthropoda, Insecta, Diptera, Drosophilidae. Gene Ontology annotation, biological process: monosaccharide transmembrane transport. Gene Ontology annotation, molecular function: hexose transmembrane transporter activity. The transcript is spliced from 5 exons. Gene Ontology annotation, cellular component: membrane. Bases 56 to 1516 code for a protein of 486 amino acids. The record is from RefSeq and is a predicted model, not a curated record.